Messenger RNA from Notothenia coriiceps (black rockcod), 4117 nucleotides. It is a transcript of the gene grk5l, whose product is annotated as G protein-coupled receptor kinase 5 like. Gene Ontology annotation, biological process: regulation of signal transduction; protein phosphorylation; signal transduction. Gene Ontology annotation, cellular component: cytoplasm. Gene Ontology annotation, molecular function: ATP binding; G protein-coupled receptor kinase activity. The transcript is spliced from 15 exons. Lineage: Eukaryota; Metazoa; Chordata; Actinopteri; Perciformes; Nototheniidae. Bases 1 to 1623 code for a protein of 540 amino acids. The record is from RefSeq and is a predicted model, not a curated record.
AUGGGAAGAUUUAAGAAUAACAUGGUGGAUUGUAACUAUUUCAACAACAGUGUCAUGAAGCUUCAUAUGUUGAGACACCGAGCCAAGAGCAGCAUGUGUUUAUGUGAGAGUGACAGCAACACACUCAGAGAAGACUAUGAGGUGACCCCGGAUGAGAAAAGAAAAUGGAGAGGGGACCAGAUCGUCAAGACUUUUCUCUCAAAAGAAUCCCCUCAGCGUGUAGACAUAGCGGAGGAUUUUGGAGAAGAGUGUAGAGAAAACCUUGAGCUGAGUCCAUGUAAGGAGAUCUUCAGCAACUGCGGAAAGGUCCUGCAUGACUACCUGAGAGGAGCUUCGUUCUUGGACUACCAGAACAGCAUGUACUUCGACCGAUUCCUGCAGUGGAAGAUGCUGGAGAGGCAACCAAUCACUAAAGACACGUUCCGGCAGUACCGAGUGCUGGGGAAGGGGGGAUUUGGAGAGGUGUGUGCCUGCCAGGUCCGAGCUACAGGGAAGAUGUAUGCCUGCAAGAAGCUGGAGAAGAAGAGGAUAAAGAAGAGGAAAGGGGAGUCCAUGGCUCUCAACGAGAAGCAGAUUUUAGAGAAAGUCAACAGUAGAUUUGUUGUGAGCUUAGCGUAUGCAUAUGAGACCAAAGACGCUCUGUGUCUGGUGCUGACCAUCAUGAACGGGGGGGACCUGAAGUUUCACACCUACAACAUGGGCACGCCGGGCUUUGAGAAAGACAGGGUCCAGUUUUACGCUGCUCAAAUCUGCUGUGGACUGGAUCAUUUGCACAAGGAAUCCAUUGUAUACAGGGAUUUGAAACCGGAGAAUAUCCUGUUAGAUGACAAUGGACACAUCCGUAUUUCUGACCUGGGGCUGGCCAUCAAAGUGCCUGAAGGAGAACUCAUCAGAGGCAGGGUGGGGACUGUAGGCUACAUGGCUCCGGAAGUUGUAAACAAUGAGAAGUACGCGAUGAGUCCUGAUUGGUGGGGGCUGGGCUGUCUCAUUUACGAGAUGACUGCAGGGCGAUCGCCUUUUCGUGCCCGCAAAGAACGAGUAAAACGAGAGGAGGUGGAGAGGAGGGUGCAGGAGGAAGAGGAGGAGUACAGCGACAAAUUUACAGAGGACACCAAGGCCAUCUGUAGAAUACUGCUGACCAAAGACCCUAAGCAGAGGCUUGGGUGCCUGGCGGACGCAGCAGCGGACGUCAAGCUCCACCCGUUCUUCAGAAGAAUCAACUUCAAGAGGCUUGAGGCUGGAAUAGUGGAGCCACCCUUUGUGCCUGAUCCUCGGGCAGUGUACUGUAAGGACGUUUUGGACAUAGAGCAGUUCUCCACAGUCAAGGGAGUAAAUUUGGACCAAACUGACAAUGACUUCUACUCCAAAUUUACUACAGGCAGUGUUUCCAUCCCAUGGCAGAAUGAGAUGAUAGAAACUGAGUGUUUCAGAGAUUUGAAUGUGUUUGGGCCACAAGGGACGAGACCUCCAGAUCUGGACUGGAGUCACCCGCCAGAGCCGCCCAGACGCAGCCUGCUGGACAGGAUCUUCAGGAGGCAUCACCCAGAGGUGCCUAUUUCCCACAGCCGUGUGCAGUCUUCCAGUGUAAACUCUGUGGACUCCAUGUCCAACUCUGCCCCCUAGUGGCACAGCGACAGUGUGGGAGCCACACACACACAAAGGGAAGGAGCUCCGAGGGGCUUCCCCGCUGCUGAUUGGUCCACAGUCCCGGGCCUUAGCAGCAGCCGGAGACAGCCUGUCUAAAAGCCUAAAUGGUCAGCCCAUGGGUGGGGGGUGGGAUGGGGUGGGGGGGAGUUGUGACCAGGCCCUGAGACCCAGGGCAUUUGUAGUGGGAUGGUCUAUGUUGCGAAGACGUUUGAAAAUAUUUGGACAAACUUUACUUACCCUCAGGAUUGUUGGACUAAUAGAACAGAGCCACUGACGCUUAAGGAAACAGAAAAGGAUAGAAACAUGCUUAUAUUCAGGGGAUCCACUGUAAAAUAAAGACCACCACAGGGAAUAGACGCUGGGGUCUUGGUGAAUUCUUUUGUUUUUCAAGAAAAGGAAUUUCAUUUUCACAAAUUUUUCAAAUAUUUUACUUUCUGGCCUGUAUCUUGUAUCUCUCCAUCUACCUACAUGCUUCUCUUACUCUAUAACUCGUUUCUCUCUCUCUGCAUUUCCACCUCCCAUACCUCAAAUCACUCCUAAACAUUCAGAACACAUCACCUCAACAAACCUCAACACAUAAUGUACAUUGCCUUGCGUACACUCAGGCCAAAGAUUACAGUUAAGUUUUGUGAUACUGUUGUCAUGUUGAUUUAUUGUUUGUUUUUUCUGCCAUCAUUUAGAACCACAAGAGGAUCAUAACAGGCGAUCCGUUUUUUCUAAACUUCCUCUCUAUUUAUGAGCCUGCAGACAUAUCAUAUUGCUUAAAGCACACAUACAUCCAGUUCAUACAUACACAAUCAGAUAGACGUACACAGACAGACUUGUGAGAAUCGUGUUGUGUUUUCAUUGCAUGGACAAAGUGUAAGUAUGGACAGCUGUAUCCCUUUCGCUUCUGCAGACCUCAUUCCAUUGAUGUUACCAUCGUAUAACGUACAACACAGACGUCUCCCUGGGUUUACAGUGUCACUUUAUAUUUGACAUUAUGUGGAAAUGAAUUAAUAUGCUGUACAGAAACAGAAAUAUCUUCUUCUGUUGUUGUUCUUUUUUUUUGUGCUCUUUUUUCUUGCACAGUCCCAAUGGAGUGGAGAGGAACACAUGCACUCAGCCUGACUUACAAGUUGCACAAUUUAAAACGUCAUGCUGUUUCUUCAUCAAAUGUUUUUACCUCUGAACAUUAAGGCACAUUGUUGUAUUGAUAUUGUCACGCACCGCUUGUUUUCUACAUUCAAAUCUGAAGUGUUCUUGCUCUCCCUUAUGCCUUUUCCAUUUAUAGGAUAUUGCUGCAUAGCCCUUGUUGUCACAUGUACAGGUUUUUUAUAUUUUGCCCCUUUACACUUAACAUGCUGUUCAAAAUGCCUCAGAAAUCUAAAGGGCCUUCCUCUUGAUACACACAGGGUGCAGCUAUGCGAAAGGUUAGUCUCAUCUGAAUUUUAAUUGUCAUCAAUUAUCCCUUUAAUGGUCUUCCAAACUGAUUAAAAGAGAACAAUUCAAGCUCUUUUUGGUAGAAGUACGUUAGAUCAACCCCCCUCAGCAGAUGUACUUUUUGUAGUGAACUGACUUUUAGAUUUUUUUUUAAUGUACUUUUAGAUGGUUAGAAGAAUUAUGUAAAUGAACACCACCAAAUAUGUCUAUUGAUGUAUGUAAUUACAUUUUAAAUCAUGCUCCACGAAUCAGUGGACAUUUCCAUAACCUUAAUGGUAAGGUUUUAUUUUAUAAAACCAUUUAUUUCUCCCAAAUAAACGCAUUGAUUUUGGUAAAGGUUUUCUGAUUUUAAACUUUUGUCACUAUAAGAAAUCAGUUAUUUCACUGAAAAUGUGUUGAAAUAUAUCAGUUUAAUGUUUUUGACUUGUACCCUCACUCUUUAAGAAAGACAGAUUGACUGAAUUGGAUUACGUUUUUUGUUUUAAAUUAGUUUCUGUGUGGGACCAUUAAAGGGUUAAUCUAAGUAAUUUAUGUCAGAACUGAGGAGAAGACACCAUAUGAUCCUGUAAACACCACACAAAGAAGUGGCCUUUUCGCAGCAGCACAGACAUUUAAAAGAGAGAAAGACCUCACUCUUGUGCUUGUUUUAAGAAUAUGGUAUCUUGUGUAUUUGAAGUAGUGAAAGCUGGUCCAUGCAGUCAUUUUAAUCGGCCUAACAGAUCUCACCCAGGCCUGUUUCUCUCUGCGUACUUGAUAUGAAAAAAAAAAAAAUCUGAUUCAGACUGAAGUGCCUCCUUGUUAGCAUGAUCUCCCAGACAAUGCCCACACAGACAUCAGCACUUUGUUUAUUCUCUGACCGUCAUGCUCUGUUUGUUUCGCUGGGAACGUGUCAACACAAACACACACACAGACUCACACAGUCUUUUCAGAAGUGGAGGGAACGAGGUGUGUCGAUUCUUAAUGUGAUAGCAAAGUGCUGAGUGCAUGUGAAAGCCAAACCCACUGUGUCCUAUAGUCCCAAUAAACUCUGUGCUAUAGUUUGAGUAUC